UAUAUUGAGAUGGAAGUUUACAAGUUUUAAUAGUUUAAUUACUUACUACUUGAUGAUUAAUUGAUGACUUAGAAUAUUGUUAUGCCAGAAACUGAUGAAUGUUUUUCUAUAUAAACUAUAGGAUCUCAGUUUUUAUUAUAAUACACUCUGUCGGUAAACUGUGAAACUAUAACGUACAUCUUUAAAAAAAAUAGAUAAAGUUAAAUACUUUUAGAUGGCUAAUUUACUGUUUCAAUAUGUACGCUUGAUAUAGUUCUAUAAGAAAGUGUAUCAAAAAAUGGAGAAAACACGCUACAUUUCAAAUAGAGGUGUAAGACACGAAUUAUCUGACCAACUUUUAGGAAGAAUUCGUGAAACUAACUCUGAUGCUGCAGACCAUAUCAUAGCAACAAUAAAGGAUGAUUCUAAUUGUAUGGACUUUCGUAUUAAUAGACACACUUCGUCUACCAACAACAUCUUUGAUUAUUUUAAUGGAGGAAAAUUACAUAUGCCAGAAGACAUAUGUCCACAGAAGUUCAAUGAAGAACUUGAAUUUUGGGGUUUACCAGAAACUACCUUAGAAUCGUGUUGCUUCACUAAGUAUGUUUCGUACUUUGAUAACUUAAACAUUUUGAAAGUUUUAGAAGAAGGGGAAUGUAAAAGAAAUUUUGUGUUUGAAAAAGUAGCUGCAAUGGCCAGAGGACACGGAUGGAGCUCUAUUCAAGCAAGAGUGUGGUCUGUAAUGGAAUAUCCAACUUCUUCUAUGUUAGCCAAGGUAUAUUUGUACACCAGCAAUGCCAUUGUCCUGCUGUCUUUGUUUCUACUGGUCAGCAGUACACACCCGUUAUUUAGAAGGAAAUUAACAAAAGAUGAAUGGUUUGAAUACUUCACAUCAGAGGAGGAGGAACUGUACAAUGAUUACUGGUCUAUAAAUGAAACAUUGAACGGAACAGACAUAUCACUGCCCAGCCAUGUUUACCGCGAGAUCGAUGCAUUUUUGCAUCUCAAAAUGAUAACAUUGGCGUACUUUACGACUGAAUUUAUCUGCAGGCUUUUAGUAUUUCCAUUGCCGUGGAGAGGGUUUAUUACAUUUUUAAACGUCAUAGAUGGAUUAGCCCUGGUUGUAAUGUAUAUGUCGCUCAUUGUAAAUCAAGUGAAUCCUAAAGAACAAUAUCAGGAUUCUUUUCAUGAUGCCGUGCAUUCACUUCAGAUAUUCAGAGUCUUUCGAUUAUUCCGACUGGUACGGCACAUCAGCGGAUUUCGAAUAUUGGUGUACACGCUUCGUGCUAGUAUGGGAGAUUUUUUAGUCAUGCUUCUAAGUUUGUGUACAGGUGUUUUGCUGUUCUCGUCUCUCGCCUACUUCUCGCAAGAUUCAGCAUUUGCACAUAUCCCUGACGCAGCUUGGUGGGCUAUUGUCACUUUAACGACUGUAGGUUAUGGAGACAUCUACCCGUCAACUGUCCAAGGAAGGCUGAUUGCAUCAGCAUGUGCAAUUACUGGGGUAUGUCUUCUUGCUCUACUGAUUCCAGUACUUGUUAAUAAUUUUCUGUUAUUCUCCUCUCAUUAUGUUGGAAUAGAGAGACGACAGAACUCAAAGAAAGAGCAUUUCAUUAGAAAACAAACACUAGUUUCACCAAAAUAGGAUACGAAUUUAACUUAAAGAAAAAAGUGUAUUUAGUUGAGAGUUAAUUUUAUGUAGUUGAUACAUUUUGAAACUUUACAUUCUCUCAUACUGUUCUAGAUAACACUAUCUACCAUUUUCUAGAGUGUCCGCAAAUGAGUGAAGAAAAACUUUUUUCCAAUAAUUUGUAGCGUCAAAAAAAAAAUCAUUUUACGUCAUUUUAACAGUGGUUGUCUUUAACCGACAUUAGGUCAACUGGUUGCAUUUAAGGUCUUGAGGUCUUGGUAGUAAAAUUAUGAAACUCCAAGCUAGUGAAUAUAUCAAAUACCGAGUUAUAGUAAAGGGAAGAUAUUUCAGUUAGCGUGCCUCCUUGAAAGUGCUUUCAUACAUUUAUUAUGUACUUAAUAGUAAAAACAUAAACGGUACCAAUUUUCGUGCACCGGAUGAGCAUUUCGACAAUCAAUAUAUCUUCAGUGAUGCUCGAGGCCAAAAUAUUUAAAUAUCCAAAAUCUAAAACAAUUGUUAAAGAGCGGAGCAAACCAAAAAGGACCUAAAGUACUGCCAAAUCUGGAAUCAGAGCUUUGCACAACGGAGAUAUAUUCCUUAACUUGAGAUCAAAUCUCUAAUUUUAUAACAGCAUAUUUUAAUCAAACAAUAUUCGUAUUUGCAUGCCAGUACCGAAGUACAUGUAGAUGUGUAAUACAAUCAAUGGCGAUCGUUCUGUAUCAGCCAUCUAUGUUAAUAUUGAUAUCAGUCACAAUUAAAAAGAGUUAUCAAACCCCUUAUCUGUAUUACGGCAAGUCCCGCGAAAAACAUCUUUUUAUGUAUAUAAUACAGUGUAUAUUUAGGAAAUGGCUUUUUUGAAUAUCACACACCGUAUCAACCCUCUUGUGAUUAUAUUGGUGUCUCGGGUUGAUACGGGCAUGCUAUUGAAGAAGCCGUAUCAUAUUCUGUAUAUAUUAUUCGACUAUUAUUACAUUGGUAUUGUGCAUUUUGUCCAAAAGAUCAAUAAGCUUCAUUUUAAUUCAAUGGAUUGAUUGAUUGGUAUUUAACGCCACUUUCAGCCUUAUUGGCCUUUUUGCGGCGGUCAGUUUUUCAUGGUUUUAUUCAUUAAUUUGAAAGCAUAUUUUAAACUUGUUUAAAAAAACAUCUUGCUUUUUUUAUGUUUUUAUUGCCUUAAAAUGUCAAAUUACUAUUUAAAAGAUUAAAAUAAUAUCUACCAAGACUUACGCGUCUAAAGUGAUACAAAACGGUUAAAUAUACAUGUAUACGCCUUCGUGAAAUUUUAAAGAUACAGUACAUAUUUGCGUAUCUGAUUGUUUUCGCAUUGUCAUGAAAAAACGACCUCAAAUCAAAUUAAGAGAGCAUGGGAUGUACCAUGUACAUCGUACUGAAACGACACUGGAUAUUGGUACUAGCUGAAGCGGAGAGAUGUUGUAAAAUUUUGUAAUCAAAGGUAAGAAUUCCAAUCAAUUGUUUAUGCAUUUGUAAUCAUUGCACGUGUCUAAAGAUUUGUAUAAUGAUAUGUUGGAAUUGACCUGUUCUCCAAACAUUUAUAAAUGUUAGACGUCAACGUAAAUUAAAUCUGUAGAUAAAAAACUACCAUCUAGAAUCGGAAAAAAAAGAGACGCCGAUUACUUCAGAUCAAGAGAUAUAGCAAGGUUAUGUUUAAUAUUUUCCCCUUUUAUUCAAAUAUGACCCACUACGACUACACAAGACCAUAAUUUUCAUAAAUUGUCAUUUAAGAUUAUAUGAAAGUCAUAAAGACAAAGUUUUGUACGAUGGCUUGCAUUUUAAAUUUAUCUCCAUUUCAGCUAUUAUCAAUAUCCGGUGUCGCUCCUAUACGGAAAUGUACAGUCCUACAUGGUGUUUUUAUUUUAUCUCUUGCUUGUAUGGAUGUUUUCGUGUAUAUAAGAUAUUUUGUUAUCUAGAUUGCAAGCCCCCCGGAAUGCUUUCACUAAUAACAUCGAUCUUUAAUUCUUCAAUCGUACGAGUGUUUGGUUAAGAGAAUCAACUAUAGACAAGUUAUAUGUUCUAAACACUUGUCUCAAUCAAGUAUUUUGUAAUCUAGUGGUUGAAGUUAAAAUCAGACCGUUUUUUUUUCUCUCUUUUGAGUUGCUUUACAUGUUGUCCUACCGGAGACUUUUAUAGCUUACUAUGAUGAUACUUUGUUUUGAGACAGUCAUGUAAAAUCGUCCUUACAACUGACUAUUUCACUGUGUAAUUGGUUGUGCUUAUUUUAAUUGUUUGUUGUGUAAUUCACGUAUACGCCACAUCUAUUUUAUUCAUAUUGCAAUACUCUUUAGAGGGAUUUGUAGGUAACAUAUUUUGAAGUCAUAAUGUUUCCGGACUUGUUCACCACAGAUACUCUCUUUUUAGGUAGCAGUUUCCAAAUUUAUCGAUUUUGGAGGCCGAACUUUUUUUACAUAAACCAAUUUGGACUGUCACGUGACAUUUUUUUCUUUUCCUGAAUAUGCAUAAAAUAUAUUUAUUUAUAGUACGGAAGCACAUGUAUUUGUUUUGGUAAAACACGUGUGUUUGUUUACAUCAACACUUGUUUUAGAAUACUAGUAAUGUGUUUUACGGCGACCUAUAGUAUAAACUAUAGUUAUUUUAAAACUUUUAUGCCAAUUGGUCUCUGGUGGAGAGUUAUAAAUCUCAUUGACAAUCAUAACACAUCUUCUUAUUUUUAUAUUUAUAUAUAAAGGUUUUCCAUUAGAUACAUUUGUCGCAGUGCAGGAAAUAUUCUCCGAAUUAUACACAUAAAUUAAAUAAAAUUUAUAGUGUAAUUAUUCGAAGUUAUCACGCCUUACGCUGAGUAGAAUACUACAUGCAAAUGCCUUGGUUGUAUUACUUCCCCCUCUCAUUUAGACAGUCUUUUGUUUUUAUGUGAAAAGUAAUGGUUAUUUAUAAAGCUUUAUAUUACAUUACAUUUUAACUGGAUGGCUGUGACUGAAUCUGUAUAAUUUAUGAAUGACUGUUUUAUAAUGGACGAGAAUAAGCCGUAAUGUGUUUUAUAAUGGACGAAAAUGAGCCGUAAUGUGUUUUAUAAUGGACGAGAAUGAGCCGUAAUGUGUUUUAGAUGUAAAAUAUACUGUUUUUUUUUUUAUUUUGAGAAGUUGUAUACGUUUGAUAAUAAAUUAAAUGCUACUUUCAUAAUGAGAGGUCAUUUCUUA
Molecule: messenger RNA, 4776 nt
Organism: Mytilus californianus (California mussel)
Lineage: Eukaryota; Metazoa; Mollusca; Bivalvia; Mytilida; Mytilidae
Product: potassium voltage-gated channel protein Shaw-like
Exons: 2
Coding region: 278-1621 (447 amino acids)
Biological process (GO): protein homooligomerization; potassium ion transmembrane transport
Cellular component (GO): voltage-gated potassium channel complex; membrane
Molecular function (GO): voltage-gated potassium channel activity
Source: RefSeq, a predicted model, not a curated record